Molecule: messenger RNA, 6513 nt
Organism: Gadus chalcogrammus (walleye pollock)
Lineage: Eukaryota; Metazoa; Chordata; Actinopteri; Gadiformes; Gadidae
Gene: ecpas
Product: Ecm29 proteasome adaptor and scaffold
Exons: 49
Coding region: 4-5526 (1840 amino acids)
Biological process (GO): proteasome assembly
Cellular component (GO): cytoplasm; nucleus
Molecular function (GO): molecular adaptor activity
Source: RefSeq, a predicted model, not a curated record
AAUAUGGCUGCUCAGGAUGAACUCAAUCAGUUGGAACGAGUGUUCCUUCGCUUGGGCCAUGCAGAAACAGACGACCAGCUACAGGACAUUAUAUCCAAGUUCCUACCCCCAGUACUCCUUAAACUCUCCAGUGUCCAAGAGGGCGUACGGAAGAAGGUCAUGGAGCUGCUGGUCCACCUGAACAAAAGGAUCAAGAGCAGACCCAGAAUCCAACUGCCAGUAGAAACCCUCCUCGUCCAGUACCAGGACCCCGCAGCUGCCUCCUUUGUUACGAAUUUCACCAUCAUCUACAUCAAGAUGGGCUACCCCCGUCUAGAAGUGGACAAACAAUGUGAGCUCGCCCCAACUCUGCUCACUGCCAUGGAGGGUAAACCACAGCCACAGCAGGACAGCUUGAUGCACCUGCUGAUCCCCACGCUGUACCACAUGAAGUACCCGGGGGACGCCUCAAAGAAGGCCUCUCCCUUCAUACUGAUGGAGAGACCCAAGACAGUUCAGCUGCUGCUUGAGUUCAUGCUGGAGGUCCUCCUAAUGCCCUAUGGGUUUGUGCUGAACGAAUCACCCACCCGACCCAGCCCCCCCUCCCCCCAGGGAGGGGCAGUGGCGGGGGCAGCCCCUGGCCAGGGUCUCCCCCAGCCUCCCCCAGGCAUGAGCGUCUACGCUGCCAAGAGGGUGAUCGGAGAGGCCCAGUGGAGUGCUGAGCAGCUGGAGCAGUGUAAGCUGGGCAUCGUGAAGUUCAUCGAGGCGGAGCAGGUGCCCGAGGUGGAGACGGUGGUGCACCUGGUGGUGGCCUCCAGCGACACCCGGCACAGUGUGGCCACCGCAGCCGACCUGGAGCUGAAGAGCAAACAGAGCAUUGUUGACUGGAACAAUCCUCUGAUCAUCAACAAGAUGUACAAGGUCUACCUGGGUGACAUUCCCCUCAAAACAAAGGGAGUGGCUGUAAAACAGGAGCUCAAGCACGAGCCAGUGAGCACCCGGGUGAAACUGAAGAUCCUGCCUCACCUGCUGCGCUCACGGCUAGCUGCGGAGUGCUUCCCUGCCAACAUCCAGGUGGUGUAUGAUGGUCUGUUUGGAGCCAGCACCAACAACAAGCUACUGUCUCUGACCCUGCAGUUCGUCCAUCACAUCUGUAUGGUGUGCCCUGACAGUAACAAACCUCUUGGGCUGAUGCUGCUGAACGGCCUGACCAAGCUCAUCAAUGAAUAUAAGGAGGAUCCUAAGCUACUUUGUCUUGCUUACUCUGCUGUCGGGAAACUCUCCAGCCGCAUGCCCCAACUCUUCACUAAGGAUAUUGCAUUGGUGCAGCAGUUCUUUGAAUCAAUGUGCAAGGAGGAGUCCGAUGUCCGCCUGGCCAUCCAGGAGGCCCUCUCCAUGAUGGUGGGGGCGUACACCAACCUACAGGGGGCCUUGCUCAACCUCAUGGAGGCCCUGGUGGCAGCCUACAUCGUCAAGCCGGAGGUGCAGGUGCGCCAGGUGGCCAUGAAGUUUGCCAGCACGGUGUUUGCCAGGGACCACGUGUCCUCCAGAUACCUGCUGCUGCUGGCGGCCGGAGACCCGAAGGAGGAAGUGGCUGGGGAAGCUCAGAGGGCACUGAAGAUUGUUCCCAACAAGAAAUUAGAGAAGGAGGGCUCCAAACCCAUGCCUUCCUUCCCAGACAUGGUGGCCUAUGUCCAGGAGAAGGCCGCUCAGAGGUUGAAGACUCCCGCCAAGUACAUUGUAGGAACCGCUACUCUUCCUUUUAACCCGUCUGCAUUUCGAGAGAUCAUGCUCUACCUGAGGAUGUGUCUGGCCUACAGCGCCGGCACCACGCCGCUUUCCAAGAACCUGGUUGACAUGCAGGACGACGCGCCCGCCAUUGGCCGCUACAUCCACACCCUGCUGACCUCUGACCCCCAGCCCCUAGGGUCCAAGGGUGCUGAGAGCAACCCUGUGCAUGUUUACAUGGACCUGCUGCAGCAGCUCCUGUCGGCCAUCGGAGGGAUUCCAGUUAUGUACUGUCUUCUGGAAGUGGUCUCUGUGUGUCCAGAAAAGCUGGCGCCAAUAUUUGUUGAGAAAAUUGACUGGAUUAAAAGUCUGAUGAACACCAACAAGGAGGACAUGAGGGAGCUAGCAGCCCAGCUCUAUGCCGUGGUGGUCUCCACCAUGUCUGGCAGUGAGCUGAACACCGCUGUUCACAACCUGGUCAAGAUCACCAAAGACCACCACAGCCCCGAAACCCAACACGGCGCCAUUUUGGCUCUGGGCUACAUGGUGGGCAGGUACAUGAGCAAGAGGAAGGAGUACGCCAUUGACGAUUCUCCCAAUAAGAUGGAGACCGGUGUGUCCAAGGACGAUGAUGACCUUGUUUCCUUGGCAACCAAGACCAUUGGUUCCUUCCUGGACAACAGCAGUGCAUUACUGGCCGUGGCAUCCUGCACUGCUUUGGGGGAGGUUGGCCGCAACGGGUCCUUGUUGAUCCCUGCGGAGGGAGAAGGCUUCACCAAACUGUCCACCGUGGACAACCUGCUGGCCCGGAUCCCCUCCGGCAAGGAGACCCUCAAGAUGAAGGAGAGGUCCAUCCAGACAUUGGGCUCUCUCCCUGUGGGCGAUGGAGACUUCCCCCACCAGAAGAAGAUCAUCCAGGGACUCAUGGACUCUGUGGAGGCCAAGCAAGUGGAACUACAGUUCACGGUUGGCGAGGCCAUCACAAGCGCUGCCGUGGGAACCAGUUCCGGCGCGGCCAGAGACCCGUGGACCUGCCCUGAGGACGAAUACAGCCCACCCAACAAUGUGAAGAGCAACGAUGUGGUCCCCUGGGUCCUGAACGCGGUGCUGUCGAGGUACAUCCCCAGCCAGAACCCCCAUGUCCGGCAGGCCGCCUGCAUCUGGCUGCUCUCUCUGGUCCGCAAACUGGGAAACCACAAUGAAAUCAAGUCCCACCUGAAGGAGAUUCAGACGGCUUUCAUCUCCAUACUCUCCGACCCCGACGAGUUGAGUCAGGACGUGGCGUCUAAAGGCCUGGGCCUGGUCUACGAGAUGGGAGGAGAAGGCGACCAGCAGGAGCUUGUGUCCACCCUGGUGGAGACCCUGAUGACCGGCAAGCGAGUGAAGCACGCGGUCUCUGAAGACACAGAGGUGUUCCAGGGCGAGGCUUUGGGAAAAGCACCCGACGGUCAAGGGCUGAAUACCUACAAGGAGCUGUGCUCACUGGCCAGCGACCUGAACCAACCAGAUCUGGUCUACAAGUUCAUGAACCUGGCCAAUCACCAUGCCAUGUGGAACUCCCGCAAGGGGGCAGCCUUUGGCUUCAACAUCAUAGCGGCGAAGGCCGGGGAGCAGCUGGCCCCCUUCCUGCCCCAGCUGGUGCCUCGUCUCUACCGCUACCAGUUUGACCCCAACAUGGCCAUCCGCCAGGCCAUGACCAGCAUCUGGGACGCCCUGGUCACCGACAAGACCCUGGUUGAUAAGUAUCUCAAGGAGAUCCUUCAGGAUGUCAUCUCCAACCUGACCAAUACCACAUGGAGAGUUCGGGAGUCCAGCUGCCUGGCCUUGAACGACCUCAUCCGCGGCCGGCAGGCGGAUGACAUCAUCGACUACUUGGCGGAGAUGUGGGAGACCCUGUUCAGAGUUCUGGAUGACAUCAAGGAGUCUGUUCGUAAGGCAGCCGACAUUGCCCUGAAAACGCUCAGCAAGGUGUGCGCCCGUAUGUGUGAGUCCACGGGCACGGGGGCCCAGAGGACGGUGGCCGUGAUGCUGCCCACCCUGCUGGAGAAGGGCAUCGUCAGCAACGUGGCGGAGGUCCGCUCCCUCAGCAUCCAGACCCUGGUGAAGAUCAGCAAGACGGCGGGCGCCCGGCUGAAGCCCCACGCCCCGCGCCUCAUCCCGGCACUGCUGGAGGCCCUCAGCACCUUGGAGCCCGCCGUCCUCAACUACCUCAGCCUCCGCGCCACCGAGCAGGAGAAGAGUGCCAUGGAUGCGGCCCGGCUCAGCGCUGCCAAGUCCUCUCCUAUGAUGGAAACCAUUAACAUGUGUCUGCAGCACCUGGACGUCUCUGUGCUGGGAGAGCUGGUGCCCAGGCUCUGUGAGCUGCUCAAGAGUGGAGUGGGACUGGGCACCAAGGGCGGCUGUGCCAGUGUCAUCGUCUCUCUCACCGUUCAGUGUCCCCAGGACCUCAGCCCGUACUCAGGGAAACUGAUGAGUGCCCUGCUGAGCGGCAUCCACGACCGCAGCAGCGUGAUGCAGAAAGCGUUCGCCUUCGCCCUGGGUCACCUGGUCCGGACGGCCAAGGACAGCAGUGUGGAGAGGCUGCUGCUGAAGCUCAACACCUGGUACCUGGAGAAGGAGGAGCCGGUGUACAAGUCGUCGUGCGUGCUGACGCUGCACGCCAUCAGCCACUACAGCCCUGACGUGCUGAAGGGCCAUGCGGGGUUGGCCCUGCCGCUGGCCUUCCUGGGCAUGCACCAGCUGCCCGGCCCGGACGAGGAGCAGGGCGAGAGCCACGACGCCACGCUGUGGUCCGAGGUGUGGCAGGAGAACGUGCCAGGAAGCUUCGGAGGCAUCCGGCUCUACAUGACGGAGCUGAUCACCAUCACCCAGAAGGCCCUGCAGUCCCAGUCCUGGAAGAUCAAGGCUCAGGGGGCGGCCGCCAUGGCGACAGUCGCCAGAGAGCAGACCGGCUCGCUAGUGGCGCCGCACCUCGGCCUGGUGUUGACGGCCUUGUUGAACGGCCUGGCCGGGCGCACCUGGGCGGGCAAGGAGGAGCUCCUCAUAGCCAUUGGUUCAGUGGUGUCUAAAUGCAGCGGCGAGCUGCAGAAGCCGUGCGCGGGCCAGCCCACCGUCCCAGAGGUGCUGGAGCUGGUGCUGAAGGAGUGCCGCAAGGACAGCCUGGUGUACAAGAUGGCGGCACUGCGCUGUGCCGGGGACGUGCUCCAGAGCAGCCAGGAGGACCGCUUCAGCGAGGUGGCCGAGAUCCUUUUCCCCCUCAUCAAGAAGAACUCCCCCCAGGGCGUGGGGGCCCUGCGGUCCCGGGACGACGACGAUGACGACGACGCUAAAGACAAGGAGCGGAAGACAGACGCCCUCCUCUGCUCGUACGAGACGCUCGGCAAAGCCUGGCCCAAGAACCAACAGACCCAAGCUCGUUUCCAGGUGGACGUGUGCUGUCUGAUGUGUGAGAAGCUCAAGCUGAGCACAUGGAGAGUGCAGCUAAGUGUUCUGCAGGCCAUGAAGGCCUACUUCCAGGGGUUGAUGCUCCUGGACAAGAGCCACCAGGAUCCCACCACCCUGUGCCUGAUCCUCACAGAGACCUGCGCUGCCCUUCCACACCCUCUAGAGAACAAGAGCUACUCGUCUGUCAGGACCGAGGCGCUGUCUGUGGUGGAGCUGCUGGUCAAAAGGACCGGAGAGAGCGAGCAGUGGGACUGCGUGCCGGUGAAGAGCAGGGAGCAGCUCCAGCGCUCCCUCUCCACGCUGCAGACGGACAGCCGGCCCGACCUGAGGGACAAGGCCCAGGAGCUGCGCAGGCACAUCCAGAGCCAGCCCUGAUCCCGCCCACCCCCCGCACAGCCAGCCAAUCAACAGCCACCAACCCGCCCGCCUGUUAUAACCCUGGAAACCAACACACAGACGUACACGCACCAACCUUACUGCUAAAUAAAAACCUUAUAGUCUAAGGGGCAUUUACCACAUUUCCAGGGCUCGGGGGGGUGGGGGGGGGGCUCAUGCAGGUGGACUGACUUGUUAGCUUUAGUGUACACAGCUGGGGAAGGGAGGAAGGGACUCGUUGUCUUUAAGAGGCCCGAUAGGAAACCAUGAAAUGGUUUUCUUCAAGAUUAACACCGGAUUUGCAGCGAUGGGGAAAGGCUGUAUGUUGUGAUCUGUCAACAGGUUUACAUGUUUUGUUUGUUUGAAAUAAUAAUGGAAUCAGGAAGUAAUUUGAAUAAAUUGUAUGAUCCAAUGUGUUGGUUUUCAUGAGCACUGUAUUCCUCCGCGUUCUGAGAUUUUAACUACUUCUGUGGCUUAGCUUAUAAUUUUUAUUAUUUUGAUUCAUGACUUAUGUAUGACAGCAGAUGCUUUGAUUUGUUUUAAAGCUAUUUGCCGUCAACAUUAGUGUUUGAACUUGCGGACAACAUGGAUCACUGUGCCAAAUGCAGUGGGUUAUAGAAAUGAAAGAGGUGGGGAAAACAAGGAUCAUAAAAUGGGAAGACAGGGCAUUGUGCACUCGUAUUUGCAAGUUAAUGUGGGUGGUACUCAGUUUAUUUUUUAGAAAUGAAAAGGAAAAAGAAAUGUAACGUGUGAGAGGGAGCAGUCUGGAUGUGUGCCCUAAUUAAAUAAAAAUGCAAGAACUAAUGACCCAUUUUUAUUUUCUUCAAAUUUUUACUUCAUUCUUACUUUUUUCUUCCUCAGUUCUGCCACGCUUAUUUACAUUCUACUCACCCCUGCGGCCAUUCAUAUGCCCCCCCAUGUCUGUGUCCGUCAUUUGACCAUAAGCUUGGUGGUCCAAGAUGGUCAUGGAUAAAUGUAAUUAAAUUG